Molecule: messenger RNA, 3494 nt
Organism: Linum trigynum
Lineage: Eukaryota; Viridiplantae; Streptophyta; Magnoliopsida; Malpighiales; Linaceae
Source: the annotation of a GenBank genome assembly
CACCUUACAUUUCUUACUUGGGCCUGGCUCAAUCAGCCAGCCUUUUUUUUUAUGAAUCAGCCCAUCCUUAUUCCUUCUUGGCAUAAGGGGGAAAAAAAAAGAGGCAAAGGCAAGCAGCAGCAACCGACAAAUAAAAUCCGAAUUACGAACCUAGGGCCCAGAAGCCCGGUGGGAAAGAGAGAAAAGCCAAAGUGGGGGAAAACCGCCAAACCGAUUGCUUUCCAGUUGCCAGUUUACGAUUCCUUCCCACCCUAGCGAUCUAUCUUUAUUGCCAUUGUCUCUCUCUCCCCGUUCUAAGUCGCCGACGUCGCGCAAGAACAGGUUUCUCCCCGAAAAUCUAUUCGGGUUCUCUAAUUCCGGUCACAAGAGUCUGAUCAGAAUCCUUGAACGUCAUGUACGGAUCCAGAGGGUAAGUAUUCCGCGAAACACCGUCUGCUUUUUCCCCUAGUUUAUUUCCUAUCUUACUCUGAUUGAAUUGCUCUCUUGCUCCCUUCGAACCCUAAUUCGUAAUCAAUCUGUCGACCGCCUUGUUGAAAGAUGCAUCACUUGUCCAAAUUAACGUGGUCCAUGUUAGGAUUGUUAGAUUUUUGUGGGAUUAGACUGAUUUGGGCGCAUGGAUUCUCUUUACAAUUUCUGCUAUCUGAAUCUCAUUACAGCUUCGGAUAACCAUUGUUGGCUGCUUAACCUGGGAUCAUCAUUAAUGAUUGAUUUGCUUCUUCAAUGUGCACUUGUUGUUCAUCUGCUAUUUGCUUUCGGUGGGUUCAAAUUUCAUGACGAUGGUUUUCUUAUUGUGGACUAGUAUAGCCUAAUAGGUAUGAGGGCAAUGUGGGUUGGGUAUGGUUUAUAUUAACAGGGUGGGAAUUUUCUUUUCUAUUUCCCCCUCUUUUGGGUAUUUGGAUAAUUGAAGGGCAAUGUUGGGAAGCGGGGGGGUUUCGGAUGGGUACGAGAUGGUGGGCUCAAAGAGACAGAGAAUGAUCGAAUCCAAUCCCUACUUUGCUGCAGUGACCGCCAAUGCUGCGGCCGUGACCGGCUUCCAAGUUCAGCCAUACGCCUAUGCCUCCUCCGCUGCUGCUGCUGCUGGAAUCCAGGCGCCUCCUUUCCCUGUGGUCCGCCUUAGGGGCCUGCCGUUCAACUGCACUGAUAUCGACAUCUUCAAGUUCUUCGUCGGGCUUGACAUUGUUGAUGUGCUCUUGGCCAACAAGAACGGACGAUUCACGGGUGAGGCGUUCGUUGUGUUUGCAAACUCGAUCCAGGUCGAAUUUGCCCUGCAGAAGGACCGCCAGAACAUGGGUCGGAGAUACGUCGAGGUCUUCAGGUGCAAGCGACAGGACUACUACAAUGCAGUUGCUGCUGAGGUGAACUAUGAGGGGAUCUAUGAUAAUGACUACCAUGGAAGCAGCCCGCCUCCAACUCGAGGAAAGAGGUUCGAAGAUAAGGAGCAGAUGGAGUACACCGAGAUUUUGAAGAUGCGAGGUUUGCCCUUCUCUGUAAAGAAACCUGAGAUUGUCGAGUUCUUCAGGGACUACCAGCUGGUGGAAGAGAGGGUUCAUAUAGCUUGCCGCCCUGAUGGGAAGGCUACCGGUGAAGCAUUUGUGGAGUUCGUAUCGGCAGAGGAGGCAAAAAGAGCAAUGAACAAAGACAAGAUGACGAUUGGGAAGAGGUAUGUGGAGUUGUUUCCUUCAACCCCGGAUGAAGCCAGACGAGCCGAGUCGAGGUCUAGACAGUGAUUGAAUGAGCGAAGGUUAGGAGGGAGUUUAUCUGCUAGUCUGGAAGUUAAGCGGGGGAUGUUUGCUUUUAUUCCUAGUAGCUUUUGUUUGAUUGGGAACUGGAUACUAAUGUAAUAUUGUAACUUAUGGAUGUUCUGGAUUCUUGUCUUUCUAUGGAUGAUCCUGUUUCUCAUAAACUGAUCGAAAACGAACCGACAUCUUUGAAGAAAAACACACAAAAGUUCACAAUGGAAGAAAGGGUUCGAUACCCAUGUCGUCUGCUCGACUCUUGCUUGCUUGGGUUUGUUUAGUAUAACUUGCCAAUAGAAUUCUUUCAUCUCGAGGAAAAGUGAAAAAUCAAAUCCGUUUCAACAAGUCUUAGGCUAGAGGUCGAUUUGUUCAUGUUCCGUGUGAGUUAGAUUUUACAGGGCUCCUUUCUAAUUUCUCUCGAAGUAUAAGGUCGAAGGUUCUAGCGGACUUAGAUUAUAUAAUAUGAUCCGAGUCGAGCUGAACUUUGCAUUGGUCGGGCUCGAUUUGUUAAAAUAUUUCCAAGCUCGAGCUCGUUAUGAAAAUGAAAGCUCGAGUUCGGCUCGCCAAAUAAGUUUAACGAGCCCAAAAUCAAAUUUAACUCAUCAAAUGUUAAUGAUAACUCAAGAUUGAGCUAGAAUUGAGCACAAAAUUGCAUUUAAACCUAUAGCAAAGUUUCUAACAAAAUAAAACACGAUAUUUAUCUCAAUUUCAAAACAAAAAGUUCAUGAAUUUCAAUCCUUUAUGAUGCCAAACCGUUAAAUGAGCUUGUACACGAGCUUUCGAGUUGAACAUGAUAUAGCUUGAGUUCGACUCGUUUAGUUAACGAGCAUGUUCGCGAGUCAGCUAGACUAACGCGAAUCGAGUGUCGAACAAGUUUUUCUCGAAUCGCACACCAAGUCGUUCAUGAGUGGCUUGAUUCAUUAACAACCAUACCAGGAGGGCUAUAUCCCCACUUAACUUCAAAAUACAAGUAAAUUUAUAUGUUACAAAUUUAGGAGAUAACUAAUCGCUAAAGCCUUGGCCUCCCUCUCAAAUCAUCACGAUUGAAAGUCAGCCCCCUCAUAUAGAUUUCUAGCUCCUCCACCGAUCGAAGGUAAGAAUACUACGUGGAAUUUCAGGAGUUGUCCUCAACUUGUUUCAAGUAUGGUCUUAUGGCUCUAUACCGAAGAUAUGCUCCUGUCGUACCCCUGCUGUCCUCCUUAACGAGAAAUCCAGUAAGGUGCCUGAGCUGGAGAAAUUAUAGGAGAAAGAGCGCAGAGCAGCAGACCAAGAGAGGUGACGAAGGCCAAUGGCCACGAAAUUAAAAAAAAAAAAAAAAAUCCAUUGGCUGAAGCACCAAGGAGCAAGCACCCGCUGCACGCCCAGAAUAGACAGCAAACAGCAAAAAGAACUCAUAAACAGGACUUGGGAAACUGCAGAAGGCGCAAACAAGUGUUGUCAAACAUGCAUCUAGCGUUCUUCUGGUAUUUGAGCCGACAUUUUGGAAAUAUCUUCUACAAGUCAGAACUCAGAACCAGAAAGCAAUCAACCAAAUCAAGAUCCACACUAAACAACAAAAUCGAGCGAGUGCCUGAUCAAGAAUGCAGCAGUUAUAACUCCGAUCCUUAGAAAAGGAAAACAGCAGAGUGGCACCCAAAUCUUGCAUUAAGGUACAUAGUUGUUAGCAUGAAGUUUGUACUAUAGUAAAAGGAAUACUUGCAAGAACCACUAUUUUGGGAUAACUAUAUACCAAAACUUUAAUAUACAAGUUCAACAAGG